This is a messenger RNA of Hyla sarda, 1141 nucleotides long. RefSeq lists its product as uncharacterized. The record is from RefSeq and is a predicted model, not a curated record. The transcript is spliced from 5 exons. The coding region runs from base 172 to 960 and encodes 262 amino acids. NCBI's taxonomy places the organism in Eukaryota, Metazoa, Chordata, Amphibia, Anura, Hylidae.
GUGGGAAACGCACCUCAAGAACGUCACGUCAUCGGGAUGACGUCAUCACCACAUGAUAAUUUUAAUAGAGAGUGAAUUAUAUAUUUAUGUGUGUAAAAUGAUCAGAAAUAGCAAAUAUACACAGACAGGAUAUAUACAUACUACUAUCCCAGAAUUCCCCUCAGGUGUAUAAUGGAGGCUCCAGAACAUGUUCCCCGGACGUGGACUGUAAUGGAGAUUCAGGGGUUAAUGGACCUCAUCCGGGAUAUGGGCUUCACCCAGAUACUCGCCGGCAACCGCUGCCAGAACCUGGAGGUGUAUGAGACGCUGUGUAUGUUACUGGCGCGCCGCGGCAUCCAGAUCAGCCCGCUGGCGUUACGGACACACUGGCGUGUUCUAAAAUCAAGGUACUGGAAUCAGAAGCGCUUGGUGGACGCGGGGGCGAUGCCGCUUUGUGCCGCUUCAGUGGAUUGCCCCUUCUAUGAAGACAUGGAGCAGUUACUGAGUCCAGAGGGCAGAGACAGAUGCUGGAGAAGGGAAGCGGACAGCUCUGGCCUGGAGGCGCCGGAUUCCCCGUCAAUCCCAACGCCUGACAGUGAAGACCAUACGACUUCUACCAACAGCCCUGAGGCAGAUGAGGGGGCAGGAACGGCCGAGGGGGCUCCGCCAGGAGAUGUUCCGGGGAAUGCAGCGGGUACCGGUGGUCCGGUGGUUAUGCUGUGCCAUACAGUAGAUCGGCUGGUGGAUGUGGUGGCGCGCCUAUCUGAUGUGAGCGAGCAGCUUUCCAUUCAGCUGGGAUAUAUAUGCUCUGCUCCUCAGAGGAUGACCCGCCAGCCGUAUAGCGUGCCAUCGGAGAGGCGCCACCCCCGCAGGCCAGCACACAACCUGGCCGGACAUUCCAUUUCGUGCUCUGAGACACUCGGUCAGAGACCGCCCAUGAGGAGACGUGGCCUGGGACGCUUGGGCAGACACCACCCAUGAGGAGAUGAGGCCAGAUGAUGUUUGUUACGCUGGUAGUUCGGUUGCACGUUGGUAGAGUAGGCAGCGUUUCUGGUGACCAGUUCACAAUGGUGCCGUUGUACUUUCUCUGGCAGCGUUUUUACUUUUUUUCUUGUUUCUGUGAAUAAUAGCUUUUAUUUUGUAAUAAUAAUAAUAAUAGUUU